CCGAGUCAGCUGACCAUAUCCAUAUGAAAUAGAAUUUAUCUUAAUGAACUAAAUAUUUGAAACAUUACUAAUUAAAUACAAAUCGAAAAAAAAAUUUAAAUAAAAGAACGUAAGCGGGAACAAGUAAAACGGUAGACGAAGCAUGCCAUCUAGGUUGUUCGCUCAUUCUCUUCUUCAAAACCUUCUCUUUUAUAUACUCUCUCCUCUCUGCAACUAAUCUUCACAACACAAUCCAAAUCCAACGCUCCAACGUUUAUUCCAAGUCUCAACCAAAAUGGCUCCAACUCUCUCUACCGCUAACUUCGCAGACCCAGCUGAAGUAACCGAGUUCGUGGUCAACAAAGGCAAUGGCGUAAAGGGUUUGUCAGAAACAGGAAUCAAAGCUCUUCCGGACCAAUACAUUCAACCAUUUGAAGAGCGUCUCAUCAACAAGUUCGUCAACGAGACAGACGAAGCUAUUCCAGUCAUCGACAUGUCGGACCCUGAUGAGAACAAAGUCGCUGAAGCUAUCUGUGACGCUGCUGAGAAAUGGGGUUUCUUUCAGGUGAUCAACCAUGGAGUUCCUUUGGAUGUUCUUGACAACGUGAAGGCUGCGACUCACAGGUUCUUUAAUCUUCCUGUUGAGGAGAAGAGCAGGUUCACAAAGGAGAAUUCUCUGACGACCAAUGUUAGGUUCGGUACUAGUUUCAGUCCUCGUGCUGAGAAGGCUCUCGAGUGGAAAGAUUAUCUCAGUCUCUUCUUUGUGUCCGAAGCCGAAGCUGAACAGUUUUGGCCUGAUGUUUGCAAGAAUGAAGCUCUAGAGUACAUGAACAAGUCCAAGACAAUGGUGCGGAAGCUUCUAGAGUAUUUAGGAAAAAAUCUCAACGUGAAAGAGCUAGACGAGACCAAAGAAUCACUCUUCAUGGGCUCAAUCCGAGUCAACCUCAACUACUAUCCCAUCUGUCCUAACCCUGACCUAACCGUUGGCGUUGGUCGUCACUCAGACGUCUCUUCCCUCACCAUUCUCUUACAAGACCAAAUCGGUGGCCUCCACGUGCGUUCUCUAUCUUCAGGGAACUGGGUUCACGUGCCACCGGUUCCUGGAUCCUUUGUCAUCAACAUAGGAGACGCCAUGCAGAUCUUGAGCAACGGUCGUUACAAGAGCGUGGAGCAUCGUGUCUUAGCUAACGGUAGUAACAACAGAAUCUCUGUUCCUAUCUUUGUGAAUCCAAAACCAGAGUCAGUGAUUGGUCCUCUCCCUGAGGUGGUCGCAAAUGGUGAGGAACCGAUUUAUAAAGACGUUGUGUACUCUGAUUACGUCAGGUACUUCUUCAAGAAGGCACAUGAUGGAAAGAAAACCGUUGACUUCGCCAAGAUAUGAUCAGAACCAGACCUAAAUGGAGUUUGGUUUCUUGUUUUGUUUCAUGUUUGUGUGUUUGCUUGUGAGUGAAUAAAGAAGACUCUCUUCCAUAUUGUGUUGUAUACAGUUUCUCUUAUAUAAAAAAGUGUUACAAAAGCA
Molecule: messenger RNA, 1498 nt
Organism: Brassica napus (rape)
Lineage: Eukaryota; Viridiplantae; Streptophyta; Magnoliopsida; Brassicales; Brassicaceae
Product: feruloyl CoA ortho-hydroxylase 1
Exons: 2
Coding region: 275-1360 (361 amino acids)
Source: RefSeq, a predicted model, not a curated record